This is a messenger RNA of Helobdella robusta, 3419 nucleotides long. RefSeq lists its product as hypothetical. The coding region runs from base 100 to 2889 and encodes 929 amino acids. NCBI's taxonomy places the organism in Eukaryota, Metazoa, Annelida, Clitellata, Rhynchobdellida, Glossiphoniidae. The transcript is spliced from 6 exons. The record is from RefSeq and is a predicted model, not a curated record.
UUUUUCACAAAUUUGUAUUCACUUGCGUUGCGUGUUUUUGGUGGAUUUAAAAAAACUGUUACAUAAAUUUGAGAUUGCAAAUUUGAUUAAAUUCAAUAAAUGAACAGCAGUUUAGCGGCGAGCCUGAGAGAAGAAUCAUUUCUAAAUGUUUUGAAAAAUCUCAGCGAACGGCAUGGGAUCAAGUUGGGCGGUUUUCCUGAAGAGUUGUUCCUUCAGCUCAGUUCACAAGAAACUGAAACUUUGUCUUGCAAUAUCUGUUUCAGCAUAGUAAAUGACUGUUGCCAGUGUCUGAAUGCACAUAAGUUUUGUAGGUCGUGCAUAUUCACAUGGUCAUUGUCCUGUCUCACUAAUUCCGACAAGUGUCCAGUCUGCAGAUGUGUUCAAGAUGAUUACAAGCCUGUAGAAGAUGUCAACAAAAUAUUGUUCAGCAAAUUAGUUAGAUGUCCAAUUGAUGCCUGCAGUGAGGAAACCACGUUGGAACUCUUCCUUCAGCAUGAACAUGGCAGAUCAAUGUACAGCAAUGUCCAUGUCGACUUUGCUAAAGUCAAACAAGAGAAUGUCAUGAGCCUGAGGAAUGUUAUCCUCUCACAAAUUGACAGCAUCGUCACAUCAACAUUGCCAGAAAGCCUUGGACUUCCUAAUGAUGCCGACAGAUUCCACAUGGCUCUUAUUGAGAUCAUGGACAGUAUGAUGCAAUUAGAUUCUCGUAUCACGAAUAUAAUGUCUAACACUGAGUUGGCAUCAACAUUGUUUUAUGAAAAUGUUAACAAUCUGAUUGCCAUGCCAGCUACUGUUAGCAGUACUGAUAUGGCGCCUGGAAAUCUUCACGGCGAACAGUCGACCAGGCUGCCACAUCAUGCCAUUCUUAGCUCCUCCUCUGAUUGGAUGGAUGAUGCUUUGGACGAGUUUCUUCCUCUCGGUAGCACGAGAUCUCAGGGAUCAGUUUCCAACAUCUCUACUUCACACGUUUCUUUUUCGCACACCUCCACUCAGCACAUCCCUAGUUCGCCCAUCCCUACCUCUUCGUUUUCGUCACUGAAUGAUUAUUCUCCCGACAGUUCAUUCUUGAUGUCAUCAAGUGCUCCUGCAAGUUACGUAGAAGAUUAUUCAGCUCCCAUGGACCACCGGUCUGAAACGUCACAGCCUAACCGCUCACUAUCUUCUGAUACCUUGUGGGAUGACAACUGUUUGCAGCAGGACAACUUGAUGCUAGCCACAUUAUCGACGCUAUUGACAUCAAUUAGCAACAACAACAACUUGAUUGAUAGCAUACAACUGCCAAGAGACAUACCCUACUUUUAUUCCAGGCCUAACCGCACAGGAAAUAUGGAAAUUGAUCAGAGGAACAUUGAUCUAAUCUCAUCGCACACUCUGAUGACGCCAUCAAUUACAGCAUCGAGACCGGGUCAGCAGAUGGUGUUUGAAGGGAGAGUGGCAUCAUCAUCUCGUCCAGAUUAUGAAGAUGAUUAUGUUGGUGCAGUCUGUAGUGGUGUCAAUGAUGAACUUUAUGAUGGAUAUUCGUUAAUGUCUGGUAGAUAUGUUUCUGCUGGUGACAGUCGCAUCGUGCUAUCUGAUGCUUCAAAUGGGCAGGCAUGUGGGCCAGUGUUUCAUGACCUGAAGGUUAUUGGGAAGAGUAAGAAUGGAAAACUGAAUCGCGCGUAUGAUGAAGAUGACAAUGACGAUGAAGCAGCUGCAAUUGAGGAUGAUAAAACGUUAUACGAAUCAUCAUUCCACAUGCUAUCGCCACCAUCUUCAUCUUCGUUGCUAAUUAUUAGACAGUCACCUCCAGCUUCCUACUCCUCAUCCAAUAACUCGCGGAAUAAAAGUGUAACGUAUAAAUUUGAUGCAAAAUUGAUUGCAAAAUCUCCAAAUAGAGAUACUGCAAACGCAGUUACUUACCGUUUCGACUGUGAUGAGCCAGUGUUUGCGCCAAAUGAGCGAACGUUUGCAUUAGAUUCUGCCAGCUCUAAUAUGGUCGACAAUUACAAAACUCGUUACAAUGGUAAGGAAGGUAGGUAUUUCAAGUUAAGAAACGUAUUCACUGACAACAAAUCUGGUGAAGACGAUGAUGUCGAUUUUGUAAAGUGCACAGUUCAACCACCUCAGGGUAAAAGGUUUGCAGAUUGUUUUUUGAACAAUGAUCGCUACUCAGUAACAAAGAAGAACAUUUCCAAUUGUUCUAAUUUACCUUCUUCAUCUUGUUACACUGGCUCUUCCCUCAACAAUAUCUUGUCUGGCAAGCAAUCUGUUGCUGGUAGAGCAUCCAAUGUUAUGGAUGCAAGUUCAACUGGUUCAUCAAAGAAACAGUUCUGCAACUCAAAGGACAACAAUGCAGGCUGUAGUAAUCGUUCUACUGGCUCAUCAGCUACCCACAAAUCAUCUUACAAGCUGUUAAAUUGUUUCCCUCGCCUAAAUGUCGUUUCCAAAUCGAGUCAGGCAAGUAAGUUUUCAUCGCAUGCCAUUGCUAAUAUUCCAGAAGAUGAGUACUUUGAUGAUGCAAGAAGCAGAAAUGUUAAACCUCCAAUUACAUCAUCCAAUCUGAACAAACAAAUCUUGACCGGCAAUAAAAAGUUCGGUGAUGAAACAAAGUUCUCAAAUAAUAACAGACAACAACUCUCUAUUAAUGCACAUAACUUGGAGUCAUGGUUGCCAGAUGACACAGCAGAAACAACCGGCAAUGAAAAUUUACUUCAAACAACAGCAGAUCAUCUUGAUAGAAGGGAUAGUAGCAAUCUUUCCAAAAAUAACAAAACUUCAAGUAGGUCUGAUAGAAUAAAUGAAAGUGCAGCCGACAGAAACAUUUCAGAGCCAGUGUCCAAAUUUCAGAGGAGAAAGGAGUAUGCAAAGAACUGGUCGUUAUUGUGUAAAAAGAAAAAUCCUAAAAAGUGAAUAACGGAUUGCUUCUUUUGUCUGCGAACAUUUCAUUUUCAUUUAUUAUUUUAAUCUUUAAUUACUUAGGAACUUUGUAACUUUGUUGAUUGCCUGCAUAAAUCUCUAGCUUUUUCCAUGGAUAUAACAUUCAUAUAUAAUAUAUUUAUAUAUUUAUAUUUAUAUACAUGACUUUUUCAAAAUAAACAAUGACAAGUUAUGCGUUUAACAUGAAAAUUUUAUCAACGCCAAUUCUGCACAUCUUAAUUGUUGUAGAGGAAAUUAAACUUUUUUGUUCAUUAAAAACUGUGAUUGUUUGUGCGCAAUGCUUGUAGUAAAAAAUUUUUUUUAUCUAGUCAAAGUAAAUUGAAAUGCCAUCAGUAGAAAGUUGAUAGCGUGAAAUGUUAAUAGUUGUAAUACCUUAUGGUUGUAACUAUUCCCUAGUUUCUGUUUCAAUAAUUACUUUUUCAUUGGAUGGGUUUUCGUUUUUUUUGUAACAUGCUUUUUGGACAAAAUGAUCUAUUUAUUUUCCACAUUUUUCGACAAAAAAA